Molecule: messenger RNA, 5891 nt
Organism: Paramisgurnus dabryanus
Lineage: Eukaryota; Metazoa; Chordata; Actinopteri; Cypriniformes; Cobitidae
Gene: mtus2a
Product: microtubule associated tumor suppressor candidate 2a
Cellular component (GO): nucleus; cytoplasm
Molecular function (GO): microtubule binding
Source: RefSeq, a predicted model, not a curated record
UGAAGCGUGAUCAUUCAGUCAGUCGGUCCGCUGUGGGAGAGACCGGGUUGGGUAAGGGAAGAGACAGUCUGUGCUUCUUCAAGGUUGGCAUCAGGUGAAUAAUCAAGGCAUUUUAGGGUCCUCACUGUGGAUAUCAUGCCAUCAAGCGCACUGCACUUUUAACAAGUGACCAAAACGGCUCUUUGUUCUUUUGGUAGUAUUUUGGAGAAGAAGUGGAAGACAUGUGAGACUCCAUCCGAACUGACAACUUUAAAGGCCUGCUGUAGUGACAAAAGAAUGAAACAAAACAUUUGAUGGAUCCAGCACUUCUGUGGAGCUUUUGAUACUGAGGCUUUGGCUGAUACAACAUGAGCAGGCAAAGAGGGAUACGAGCUGCUGAAGACAACCAAGAAGAAGAAAUAAAGGACAAUGAUACGCAGACUUUUCUAGAAAUAGGGGGAGAUGCCAAUGCUAACCAAAUAUCUAAGGAAGAAAUUUAUUCAAAUGGCAGAGAGCAUACCCAGGAGAGGAUCAUCAUCUGGGGAACACAUUCUCGGAGUGAGGACCCCGAGCUGGAAGAGUUUGAACUUCUGGAGGGUCAAGAAACACUCACUCCGGAUAAAGAAUGUGGGGUUCAGAGUGAGAAGAACAAGAUGGUAUCAAAGAACUAUUGUGACAGAACGUCGACAUCUUCAACCAUAAGCUCUUCUGUUAGAUCCGCUUGGAAAGACCACAAUGAGAAUCAUAGUGCGGACGGAGGUGCAAAUGAAAACAGUCAACCUCUUGACCUCAGGACCUCAAGCUCUCGUUCUGGGGGAUAUAGGACCCUGAGAGAGACGAGGAGUGGUUCUGAAAGCAAUGUGUUUUCAUCUUCUCUUUCUGUAGUUACUAGCCUCAGUGGAAGUUUAGCCAGCGCUCUGGAUAGUGCAGGUCGCACACAACCUCUCUCUUCCCAGCUUACCAAGUCUACCUCAGUCAAAGGCAAGAACCAGCAACCAGCCACUACUGAGUCCUACAUCCACUCAGACAGAAACAAGGAGCUUCCCAGGGAUUUGGACCAAAACCACAACUCUACCACACUGCCUCAGGAACCACAAUGUGACAGAAGUAAGCUAAUCACUCCAAGUGUGGGGUAUCCUUCACAUGGAGGUAUGAAAGUACAAAAACUCACUAUGAAUGCAGAUCAGAACCAGGGGAAAAGGACUUCAUCCGAAUUGACGAAAGGUAUGGUGAGAGUGCUACCUUCUUGUAGGCAACUAGUCCGUCCUCUUACUACUGAUACAGAAAAAUCGGAAACCUCAGGAUUUGUCACCACAGACAUCCAGGGAGGGCAUCAGCCUUCAAACACCUCAGAGAUGGUUCACAGCCAUCAGCAAACUGCAGAACUGAAUAGUAAGUCUCCCAGCAUGUGCUCAGAGAUGCUUCCAAACCAGACCUUGAAAGGAGAGACACAACGUUUAAAGAGGCAGAGCUCAGCAGAUCGUGCUACAAGUCCUUCGAGCCUGGAGAGGAAGACUCACUUUAGUCGGCGGACCUACAGCAGUCCGACGAGACCGUCGACUCCUCCGUCACCCAGGACCACUGUGUCACCUCAAAGACAACCUUUGCCUUCACCCAUCAAGACUUUACCUUCUCGAGCUCCUCAGUUAGGUUACGGUGUAUCACAGGGGUACAGCUCUGGUUUAAGAACCCCGGUCAAAACUACAAUCAACACAAGCAUCCAUAAACCUCUUCCAGAUCAGGCUCCAACAGAGAGCUCCCCUCCAUCCAAGUGUUUAGUUAAGCCGAAAAGCGUUCGCCCCAAAAUCAUCACGUAUAUUCGGAAGACCCCGCAGGUGAAACCUCAGCCCCUUGACGGAAAUUACGAGGUGUCGCCCUUAUCUACAAACCUCACAACUUAUAGUGGGACUCAAUCCAAACCUAGAACAGGAGAUCAAGGGGAUGCCUCUGUGCUGAGUGCCUCAAACUUGCUCUAUGACAAAUAUCGUCAAGAGAUACAAAAAGUUAGGUUCUUCUCGCCUGGACUAAUGGUGUCUGGGAUUAAACCACCCAGCAGCAGCACCUUGCCCCACAAAAUGACAGCCAGGGCCGAUACCUUCUAUGGAACUGUCAACAAACCCAUCUCUGCAGUGGUCAGCAGAUCUCCUGUCGCGUUUGGGUCUCCGGUGUCUGGAGCUGAGGACACAUCAGGAUCCACUGUACCAUCACAGGAUACAGGCAGUCUUUAUCGUUCUCCACGGGGCCUAAGACCUCAACUUGGCGUUGGCGCUGUAAACAGGACUCCUGCAGCUGCCAAAAAUAGGAUGGUCCUGACAGGUCACCCAAAGUCACCAUUGGCUUUCAGCCAACCAAUGCAGGCUGUCAACCCGACCACUCAAAUCCCUCAGGAACCUCAAGAUCAGAGAAGACCAGUGGCUGCAAAGUCCCUUUUGCCGAAACCAGCUCAAUCUGGCCUGCGUCCUCCUGGUUACUCGCGCCUCCCGCCAGCUCGUCUUGCUGCAUUUGGGUUUGUCCGAAGCUCCAGUGUCUCCUCCGUGUCCAGCAACCACUCGACGGAAAGCACACAAAGUGACCCAUGCCGACCUGCCUACCGUCCCAACAGUGUAAAUGAUGAAGCACCAUUACACCGUGUCAUUACAUCCCCGCCUGCAGAAGGACCCAGAGCCCCCUGUCGAAGCACCCCUCAACCCCCCAACACUCCUGCACUGACACGCCGCUCACUGCUGCCCCCUACACGCAGUUCCCCUGUGGCUUCCCGUAAGGAGUUUCAGAAGACGACUGAUGGCUCUCGUUCAUCUCUCUCAUCCCCUAAGAGAUUGGCUGUAGUCUCUCCGAAACCGCAAUCUCCAGUUCUUCAGAGGCAACAGAGAGCGACAGUAGCCGUCCGAGGUUCGAGCGUGCCGAUUUUGCCUCGAACUGCCUCUCCAGGCCCGGAGAAGAAUAAAGAAGAAGAGCAGAAGAGCGUAAAAGAACAAGAGAAAGAGAAAGUGGAGAGGAAUGAGGAACUGCAGCUUUUGCAGGGCCGCUGUGAAGAUCAGGCAAGGCAGCUCCAAGCUCUUCAGACUGAACUGAAGAAAACUAACAAGAGUCUGGAGGUCUUUGCGAUCUGCACUCAACACUUCUGCCACAAGAGUGAAGAUGCUGAGGAGAAGAAACAACAGUUGUCCUGGGAACUCAGCAGGAUUCAGCAGGAAGUGGCUUUUAACGCGGCUCGCUGGGAGCGUCUUCAGAAGGAGAAGAUAGAUCUGGAGGAGUGUUUCGAGAGGGAGCUCAGAGAGUUGCAGGUCCAGCAGGAGUCUGAACUUGCCACCUUAGAGGAGAACCUAAGAACGCGUCACGCGUCAGACAGGGAUCACCUCAAGGCCGAACAUCAGUCAGAGGUGGAGGAGAUUCGCACCCAGCACCAGGAACAGGUCGAGGAGUUGACUGCCAACCAUGAAGCUGCCCUGGAGGAUCUAAAGACCAUGCAUAACAUCACCAUGGCAACACUGCAAGAGGAGCAUGCCAGGACAAUGAGAGAUUUAAGAAAAGCCCACGAGCAGCAAAAAGCUAGUUUAGAAGAGGAUUUUGAGGAACUGCGCCUCUCCCUUCAGGACCAGGUGGACACGCUGACAUUUCAGAACCGAACCCUGAAGGACAAAGCCAAGCGUUUUGAGGAGGCCUUGAGGAAGAGCACGGAUGAGCAGAUUGUGGAUGCCCUGGCCCCAUAUCAGCAUAUUGAAGAAGACCUGAAGAGUUUGAAGGAGGUUCUGGAGAUGAAGAACCAGCAAAUUCAUGACCAGGAGAAAAAGAUCUGCCAGCUGGAGAAAGUGCAGGCCCAAAAGAACCUGCACCUGGAGGAGAGGGUCCAGGUGCUUCAACAGCAGAAUGAAGACCUGAUGGCCCGCAUCGACCGACACCUUGCGGUGUCAAGACAACUGUCUGAGGAGAACGCUAACCUUCAGGGGUACGUGGAGAAGGAGACCAACGAGAAGAAGCGGCUAAGCCGCAACAACGACGAGCUUCUCUGGCUUCUCCAGACGAGUCCUCACCUAUCGCCCUCAUCUUCCCCGAUUCACAGAGCCUUCUUCCCAGGUCCUGACAUCCCCCCCUACCCUUAUUCUUCAAGCCCUGGUACCCCCACACACUCCGGUUCCCCCGGCCCCUGUACCCCCACUCAUCGGGUGACGUCUCCAGGGACCGGGACAUCCACUCUCAGAGGUUCUCCAGCAGCACGUUCUUCGCCCGCUCGAACCCCAAACGCCAAUAUUUUACCCAGAUAAGCUAAAGUGAUUCAUCAAUGUAUUCGUUUUGGUGCACUGUUGAUGAUCUCCUUUGUUUAAGAGAUGAUUACGGUUCGUAUUUUAUAUAUAUAUAUAUAUUUAUAUAGAUUCCCGUCGACUACCAACUGCCAGACAAAGAAGAAACAACUUUGCUGAUCUCUUUGACUUCAAUCCACAAAAAAAUGUCUCUUCGUCUUUAGAAAUUGAAUUUCGUUAUGAACUCAAAGCAUUGCUUCAGAAUGAAUGAGAGUACUUUAGAUAUAACUGUAUAGCACGUACACGAGAACUCGAAUACUCGAAUACAACAAAAGCACUUUACGUUUCUGCUAAAUAUUCUUCCUACAGAUAAAUGCACCAGCAUUUUGUGGAUUUGGUUUAGCUUUCUAUUCUAAUUCUCCCAAUGUUCCUGUAGUUUAGUCCAGAAUGUUUCAUAUUGUCCAAACAUGCUGCAGUUACUACAACAGGACCAUACAGCUGGCAGCUGUGCGUCACAAUAUCCCAGCUAAGCAAUUCUCUUGCUUGUUUUAAGUGCUGACGUGGUUUUGAUAAAGCCCUGAUGAUGAAAUUGUAAGUUUUUGCUAGACGAAAAUAUCAAGCAUCAAGUCUGUUUGUUUUAUCUACUGUAUGUAACUCAAGCCACUUAUAUUUAUCUAUCAGACAAAAGCAAGUGCUCUCACAUGGUGCAUGACUACCGUAACAGAGAGAUCCAGGACUUGGUAAGGUACCGACUACAGGAAAUGUUGUAAAUUAUUGUCAAAUUUUUAUUUGUUAUUUAUCAUAAUGAACAUUUUGCUACUUAAUGUGCAUGUGAUGUAAGUCUUCCAUUCUUAAUGUGAAAUGUGGGAUAGUUGUCAUGUUAGCGUUGAUACUUGGAGUGAUGGCCUCUAUGUUUGAGGAAAAAAAUUAACCCAUAACUGUAAACAUAACUCUACACCUCACGUUACACCUGUAAGAAAUCUUACCAGGUGUGUUAAGUGUGCGUUACAGGUGAAAAAUGGUUUUACAGAGGUAAAAUAGAGUACACUUCAAAUAAUACUGGGUUGUUUAACACAAUAUGAUGGGUUGUUUUAAUUAAACCUUUUGACCCAGAGCUGGAACCCAGCAUUUUUUAUAGUGUAGACAUAUGUAGGUUUGGAGUAAUUUAAGCUAUCUUUCUAGUAAUGCUGGUUAACCCUUGUAUUACCUCUGUGGAGUGUAGCAUAACCUAGAGAAAGUUUUCUCUCUUUAGAUAAACUAGAAAGGAAUGUAACUGUUUCUUUAAAUGAUGUGUGAUAAAGUUCAGGGAAAUUGUUUUACGCUGUCUCAAAGGCAGUUCUCAUUUUCUUAAUACUGAAAUAUUUGAAAAAGCAGAAAUACACUGUAAAAAGUUUAUUGUCAAAUUAACAGUAACUUACUGGCAACAAUUAUCCAGUAGUUCCUGUAUUUCAAACAACAGUAAAAUUACUGUAGAAAGAAUGACAGUAGUUUAAAGGAUACUGCAAAAUGAAGUACAGUAUUAUACUGUUUUUUGUAAGAUCCAACAUACAGCAUUUUACUGUUAUACUGGAAAUGUUACUGUUAUUUAUUUUACAGUAUAAAAUAUAUACUACUGUAUUUUCCAAUUUUACUGUUAUUUAUUUUACAGUGUAAAAUAUAUACUACUGUAUUUUU